Messenger RNA from Diabrotica balteata, 614 nucleotides. The record is from the annotation of a GenBank genome assembly. Lineage: Eukaryota; Metazoa; Arthropoda; Insecta; Coleoptera; Chrysomelidae.
AGUCACAUAAAGUUUAUUCAGUACUUAUUAGAUACUCAUAUAAAAAAAUGGCAGAUUAUUUUGGAGAAAUGGGGUGGACUCCCCUUGAAGAUGGACAAGCACCUGAUUAUUUUUUGCAUCUAGCCCGUUUGUUAAGAGACUUUAACAUGUUCGAAGAGUUAAACGUGUUGAAUGGCAAAAAGUUAGCACCUCCAGCCUCAAAAGAUUUUGUGGCAGCCAUUCCAAAUGAAAAUAUUGAGAGCAAUGAUUUACAAUGUCCAGUUUGUCUUAAAGAACAUAGUAAAGGAGAAACUGCAAAGAAAUUGCCUUGUGGUCACUUAUUUCAUAAGGAGUGCAUUAUGCCUUGGUUAUCAAAGACAAAUUCAUGCCCGUUAUGCAGAUUUGAGUUACCUACUGAUGACGAAGAUUAUGAAGCUUGGAGGAAAGAGAAGAAAACGAGCAAAGGAACGAGAAGCUGAUAUUGAACAUUUACAUAAUUCAAUGUUUUCUUGAAAUAUGAUAGAAAUAACAUUUUGUGUGUGAUUUACAGCACAGAUGGGUUUUAAUUGCAAUUUAUACUUUAGAAAGGAGUUAUUUAUAAGUGAAUUAUAGAAGAAAUAUAUGUUAUAAUUUAU